AUGCAAGGAUCUCCGUACAAAGGCUUUACUUCAUCUGCCUCUCGAGCCGAUGAUUCAAAAUGGCCAUCUGAACAAAAAUCUCUGUCAUUAAAAUUGCAAGACGCAAAGCAGAAUAAAUGGGGCUGGGUUAUCUACCGAUGCACCUACGACGACGACGAGGGGUGGGCACGAUUCAAGCAAAUUAUCCAACAAAGAGCCCUCGAGUGCGCUGCUACAUCUGAUGCGCCGGAGCUCGCAGAUACCCUCGAGUGGGUAUUUGUUGAAGAUCGCGACACACUUGACGGCGCUUCCAGACAUUAUCUUCGCUCCCGCUUCAAGGCUUGGGCAAAAGAUGCGAUUGAAUCAGAGGACCCAAACUCGGAGAGCUUCAAUGCUGGAUCCUGCAACCCCCGAUAUUCUUAUUUUGUCCAAGUCGAUGAGUCUUCGUUGAAGAGUGUUGUAUACGAGGCUCCACAGCCGCCUGAUCACGACUUGGAUGGUGAACUGGGUGCCAUCAAGCAGGUGGCCCGAAGAGAACCCCCCGACCUCAGAUCUUUUAACCGAGGAAGACGAGACUUAUGA
This is a messenger RNA of Aspergillus steynii IBT 23096, 561 nucleotides long. RefSeq lists its product as uncharacterized. NCBI's taxonomy places the organism in Eukaryota, Fungi, Ascomycota, Eurotiomycetes, Eurotiales, Aspergillaceae. The record is from RefSeq and is a predicted model, not a curated record. The transcript has a single exon. Bases 1 to 561 code for a protein of 186 amino acids.